Messenger RNA from Prorocentrum cordatum, 894 nucleotides. Lineage: Eukaryota; Dinophyceae; Prorocentrales; Prorocentraceae. The record is from the annotation of a GenBank genome assembly.
CACCAAGCAGCCAUACCCCGUCGCGCUCCACCUCGAAAAGCAGAGCCAACCGAUGGUCUCGCAGCACAGUCACGUUCGAGGAGGACGUGGAGGACGCGCCCGCCACGGGCGCAAGCGAGCUGGACCCCGUCACCGUAUGCAUCAAAGCGGCCGCCUUCUGGAAGAGCAUCGAGGGCGUCGCGGGGCCCCACUACAAGCAGGCGCAGGAGGAGCUCAAGGCGGCAAAGGCCGCGGCGCUGGCCUCCAAGUCGCCAGACCAGCAGACCCAGAGCCUCAACGCCCAGCUCGCGGUGGAGUCCUUCACAGCCAAGUACGGCGAUAUUUCCAAGGAGCGCAGGGAAAUCCAAAAUGAGAUCCAGCAGCUGGAGACCCAGCUCAAGGUGGCGGCAACGGCGGCAGUGGCGAAGCACGCCAACCCAGAGGCAGCAGGCACCCUCGCGGGCUUCGUCCAGCAGAAGUUUGGCGGCAUGGCCUACUCAGCCGAGUUCCAGCAGCAGAUCGACGCCAUGGCCGCGGAGUUCAACAGCGAGUACAACAGGGUCGCAGCAGCCGCUGCGAGCCAGACAGCCGAACCACCAGACGCCGCCGCCACCAGCGCCAGCGCGACGGCCACGUCGCAGGCAGCCGCGCCGCCGCUCAAGAUCGAGCCGCAGGCCACCGACAAGCCCACGGGGCACGACUCCGACGACGUGGAGCUCAUGGACACCAAGGAGCCCCUCGGCUUGGCGGCAGGCGCCAAGAGGGUCUCCCAGGCGCUCGAGGCGGCCACCCAGCUCCAGGCUGACGGAGCGGUGGGGCCAGCGACCGCCGACGCGACCUGCCGCCCCCGCCAGCGCGCACCCCGGGAGAAGGCGGGGCAGUCCGCCAGCGCAGCGGUUGAGGCCAACUGGCCAG